Messenger RNA from Vicugna pacos (alpaca), 2786 nucleotides. RefSeq names its product CDC42 effector protein 3 (gene CDC42EP3). Gene Ontology annotation, biological process: regulation of cell shape; positive regulation of actin filament polymerization; positive regulation of pseudopodium assembly. NCBI's taxonomy places the organism in Eukaryota, Metazoa, Chordata, Mammalia, Artiodactyla, Camelidae. The record is from RefSeq and is a predicted model, not a curated record. Gene Ontology annotation, cellular component: cytoskeleton; cytoplasm; plasma membrane. Gene Ontology annotation, molecular function: small GTPase binding.
AGGGGCGUUGAGGUGAUGACCUGAAGCUGUAAAGUCAAGGUCACCUGGGGGCUCUCUCUUUGUGCCAGGAUUUGCAGCCAGCCUGAGUCGCAGGGCUGAGGCCAGGCCCAGAGCACCCGAUUCUCCUGGGUUCCAGCCCUCUCUCCAGGCUUACCGUAGAGACUGGAACCUUACAGCAGGAAAACGACGCCCUUUCCUGUCGCCUACUCAUUCCCCAGGCGGACUACUUAAGAAGGGAGAGACGAGAUGGAUUAAGAAGAUUAAUUUACCCGGAGGAAGGGCGGGGCGCGCAGCGGCGGUGGCCGCAAUGACCGGCGGGCGCAGGUGCGGCCCAAGGCCGAAUUUUACGCUCCAGAGCCGGCCGCUGCGCCAUUUGCCGUCUGGGGCGGCCUCCACUCGCCUGCCCCAGCUUUAGGCAAGUCUCUUUCAGGGACCCUGCGGGAGAGGAAACACCUCCCCCGGGACUGGAAAAACCUGCAACGUCGACUGUUCGCGUGCCCACUUGCCCUACCGGCAGCCCCCGGCGUCUCCAUUGCGCCAGAUCCACUCUCCAGGUUUUUGGCGACAGCUCCGAGCGGAAUCGAGCUGGAAACUGACAGAACGCGACCCUCCCCGCAAGCCUGGGCUUCGAGUGGCCCGGGGACCCGUGGCUCGGCUGAGGCGGCGCGAUCAGGUGGCUUCUGCUUUCCGAGAGUCCCCAGCACCCCGCGCGGAGGCUUGUCGGGCUAGAUCGGCUCGUUUGGACAAGGAGAGGUUUCUCCAUGCUGUGGAAGGGAUUGGAUGAUGUAAACCGCUCUCCAGAAAGCCCUGCUUGGCUAUAAGUCCAGGAGGACCUCUUAGACCUCUGUCUCUUUUCAGAGCCACAUCUGAAGCUACUUGAGAAAAAUGAUGUGACAGUUCCUAUCAAAAAGGAUAUUGGGAAACAUAUAACAUCCACGAAGAAAGUGGCCCUUUUUCCCUUUUGUAGAAUCGACAUUCUCAAAUUCCAAAAUGCCAGCCAAGACCCCAAUUUACCUGAAAGCUGCCAAUAACAAGAAAGGAAAGAAAUUUAAAUUGAGGGACAUCUUGUCUCCUGAUAUGAUCAGUCCUCCCCUUGGAGACUUCCGCCACACCAUUCACAUCGGCAAGGAGGGCCAGCAUGACGUCUUUGGAGACAUUUCCUUUCUUCAAGGGAACUAUGAGCUUCUACCUGGAAACCAGGAGAAAGCACGCAUGGGCCAGUUCCCUGGGCAUAAUGAGUUCUUCCGGGCUAACAGCACCUCCGAUUCCAUGUUCACAGAAACGCCCUCCCCGGUGCUCAAAAACGCCAUCUCCCUCCCGACCAUUGGAGGGUCCCAAGCACUCAUGUUGCCAUUAUUGUCACCGGUGACAUUCAAUUCCAAACAGGAGUCCUUUGGGCCGGGAAAGCUGCCCCGGCUUAGCUGUGAGCCAGUCAUGGAGGAGAAGGCCCCAGAGAAAAGCAGCCUGUUGGAGAAUGGGACAGUCCACCAGGGGGAUGUCUCGUGGGGCUCCAGCGGGUCCGCAUCCCAGUCCAGCCAGGGCAGGGACAGCCACUCUUCCAGCCUCUCCGAACAGUACCCCGACUGGGCGGCAGAGGACAUGUUUGACCAUCCCGCCCCAUGUGAGCUCGUCAAGGAAAAGAGUAAAUCAGAGGAGUCCCUCUCUGAUCUCACAGGUUCCCUCCUCUCCCUGCAGCUUGAUCUUGGGCCCUCAUUUCUGGAUGAGGUGCUGAAUGUCAUGGAUAAAAAUAAGUAACCAGCACACCGCCGGCUCUUUUCCUUUGGGGUAAAAGGUAUCCAAACAAAACAAAACUAACCACAAAGAGAAGAGUUUCCCUGGCUCUGUUUGCCAUCGUGUGAUGGGUUUUCUAAAAUAACUUUCCUACAAAAUAUUUUUUUACCUGUUAUGCCCUGUUUUGCAAAAACAGUUAAAAAGAAAAAGAAAGAAACCUGUCCUGGCAAAGAGAGGAAGUGAGUCAGACCAAUUUUUGGCGGCAUUCUGGUGUACAGCUCACAUUUUUUGUUUCCAGACACGUAAGAAAUCUGGCUUGGCCAGGAUUGGCACUGCUUAGCUGCGAAGGGCUGUGCCAGUCACAUUAAGGACCUUUACAGUACUCUGGCAUUUCAGCCUAUUCUAAGCAAGAGGAAGUCAAAAUUUAUUUAACACCUAAGCCUUUUUUCUAGACUCUUUUCUAUAUUAUGUUGUUUGGGCUCACCAUGGCAAAUCUUCAGUGUUAAAAACUUCUCUGUUUUCACAUUUGAACAACUAUGGGUUUUGGGGAUUUUCUUGUAGCUCUUAUAUAUCCCUAUAUAUUAUAUCUAUAUUGCGAAUUUUUGACUGUCAGCUACAUGUUGGUAAGACACAAGCAAAGUAUUACUGUAACUAAGUUAUUUUUAAAGUUAAAAUAUAUUUUUAUGUGCCUUUGGCUUUUUAUUGCAGAGUCUACAUUUUAUAGAUACUACAUCAAAUGUGGUCAUUUGACUUUUUCCAUUGGGGUUCCAUUGUAAGCUGUGUAUGCUUGGAAAAGUGUAUUCAUACUUAGCUUUUUUUUUUUUUUCCUUCAUCUGUUAUCAUACUUUUCACGGCAGCCAACAACGGAUUGUAAAGGCACAGGUUACUCACAAUGCUUCUGCAGAGACUGUGGGCUACACCACAUAAUGUUACUUGGAAAUAUGGGUAUUUUAGUACAGUGCAUACUUGCAUUACAUAGGUACUUCAUACAACACAAUAAAGAGUAAAUGUUAAAAUCAAUUUUCUUGGUUAUAAUAAUAAACAGAAACAUAAGA